AACCUUCCACCGAGGUUGUCCUUAUCUGGAGUCGCUGGUUGUUCUCCUAAUUCCAAUCUUUAUUGUUGUUUCGGAAAAAUGGUGUUGGCUUCUUUGAUGGAUGCAUGUGGUGUUCUUUUAACUUAAAAGCAAAACCCUUAGUUGAAAUGAUUUCAUAAAAUUCUACAACAAUUGAAAGCCUCCUAUUACAAAUGCUAAAUUUGUUCUUACAUGAGUACCUGAAUAUAUGAAUGACAAUGUUCAACUCGAAAGUUUGCUUGCAUCAUAUUCUUUUGAAGAUCAUGUGAAGAUUUAAUCUCUAUGUGAAAUGUGUUUAUUUUUAUUUUAUCAACAAAAAACUAACAGUUAUACAACAUCACAACUAACUUGAUCAACCAAAUUGGCGCGGGCAUAUACUAUCAAGUUCGCAAGUAAUUGACAGUUCGGGGGCACAUUUGUCAAGUUCCGACAAACCCAUCCAUGGCUUCCAAUUUCUGGACUUCCUCUCACUACAAACAGCUCUGGGACCAGGAAGAUGUGGAUGUUGUGUUCCCACUUGAUAAAGAAAAGGGCAUCACUCUUGAAGACUUCAAGCUCAUCAAGAUGCAUAUGGCCAAUUAUAUAUCCAGAGUGGCACAACCUGUGAAAGUGAGACAAAGGGUUGUAGCUACUGCAGUUACAUAUAUGAGGCGUGUGUAUACCAGAAAAACAUUGUCUGAGUAUGAUCCACGUCUUGUUGCUCCGACAUGCUUGUACCUGGCUUCAAAAGCUGAAGAAAGCACAAUUCAGGCUAAACUUCUUGUAUUUUACAUCAGGAAAUUAUAUCCUGAUGAAAAGUAUAGGUAUGAGAUCAAUGAUAUACUUCAAAUGGAGAUGAAGAUUUUAGAAGCUCUCAACUAUUAUCUAGUUAUAUACCAUCCUUACCGCUCAUUAUCUCAGUUGCUUCAGGAUGCAGGCCUGAAUGAGGUAAACAUGACACAAUCAACCUGGGGAAUUGUGAAUGACACGUACAAGAUGGACCUUGCACUGGUACAUCCUCCACACCUUAUUGCUCUAGCUUGCAUAUACAUUGCUAGUGUACUCAAAGACAAAGAUACCACUGUGUGGUUUGAGGAGCUCCGUGUGGAUAUGAAUGUGGUGAAAAACAUAUCAAUGGAGAUAUUAGAUUUCUACGAAAACUACAGACCGAUCCCAGAAGAGAGAUGUAUUGCUGCUCUCAACAAGCUACCCUCUAGGGUGUAGAUGGCUGUACAGCAUUGUGUUGACUACAGUACUACUGUAAAAGCUACCUGCUAAACCACUACUAAUCAGUAAAUGAGUUAAUAUUGUUUUUGUGCU
This is a messenger RNA of Argentina anserina (silverweed cinquefoil), 1317 nucleotides long. Its product is annotated as cyclin-C1-2-like. The record is from RefSeq and is a predicted model, not a curated record. The coding region runs from base 460 to 1221 and encodes 253 amino acids. Gene Ontology annotation, cellular component: mediator complex; nucleus. Gene Ontology annotation, molecular function: cyclin-dependent protein serine/threonine kinase regulator activity. The transcript has 9 exons. Gene Ontology annotation, biological process: positive regulation of transcription by RNA polymerase II. Lineage: Eukaryota; Viridiplantae; Streptophyta; Magnoliopsida; Rosales; Rosaceae.